This is a messenger RNA of Gallus gallus (chicken), 5650 nucleotides long. It is a transcript of the gene NLN, whose product is annotated as neurolysin. Gene Ontology annotation, biological process: proteolysis; peptide metabolic process. The transcript is spliced from 14 exons. Gene Ontology annotation, cellular component: mitochondrial intermembrane space. NCBI's taxonomy places the organism in Eukaryota, Metazoa, Chordata, Aves, Galliformes, Phasianidae. The record is from RefSeq and is a predicted model, not a curated record. Bases 3240 to 5282 code for a protein of 680 amino acids. Gene Ontology annotation, molecular function: metalloendopeptidase activity.
UAUUUAUAUACGUACCGUAAUCAGUAACUGCUGUAAUUUCAUGAAUCCCACCUUUUUCUAGGUGAGGUAUUGAUAUGCUGAGGAAUACAGAACCCAACUUGGAACUAUGCAGGUCACUGAGUUCCAUUUUUCUGUUUCUUUCCAGUCUUUUAACAAUUUAUUUUUAAGAUGAUGUUCAUCUCACAGCAGUGUCGGUUUUUUUGAAGACCUUUUGGUCAAAAGUCUUUGGAAAUCAAACAGAUGACACUAGCUGACCUCUGUCUAUUUAAAAGACCUUCAAAGAAUUCCAGUAGGCUACUGAGUCAUGAAUUCCCUUUGUCAAAGAGGCUCUUUUCCAGUAUGUGUUAAAUGUAUUGGCCUUGCAUAUUUAGAAACCCUCCUGAAUAUUUUUCUCUGUCUUGCUGUACUGCCUCUUUUUUAGUUGGAGUCAAGAAGCUAUUUUAAAUUUCGUAGCUGAUUACAUUGAAGUACUGAAUUGUUCUGGUGGUAGUGUGUGGUGUUUGCAGUACAGGGCAUGAACUUUGCAUGUGUUAGAUUGCAGGCAUGAUAGUGCUUAUGCAGCAGUACGUGAGAGAACUGGAAAUGCUUUUUCUUCCACUGUGUUUUGCGUAGUAGAAGAUACCUGACAGAUGCCUCCUGCAUCAAAUUCAGUGUAGUGUAAGUAGUUGACCUGCAGUCUGUAUGCACAUUUUGAAGUCUCUCAGCUUCCUUUUUAUGAUUCUUCAAGCAAAGUGUGCAGGUAUGGAAGUAUGCCAUGGUGCUACGUGAAUUCAGUUCACAGAAUGGAUUCAAAGCCCAGUUUAUCAGACAGAGUAAGAUUUAUGCAUUGUGUUUUUUUUGUUUGUUUUCCUUUAGAACUGUAGGUACUAGCAUUUUAGGUUUUGGGAGAGAGGAUCUCAGGCAUUCUGCAGAAGCCUGACAUUUCUGUGUGGUCCACUCCAGCGUAUUGCGUGGGGAUAGCUUUCUCUUAUGAAAAUCAGUCAGACCUGCUUCCCUGCUAAACUUGCUUUUAAAGAUUAUUGGGGGGCAUAGGUAGAGUAUGCAAGUAGAGCAUAAGGCCUAGGGGUUCGUGCCACGUGUAACUUGUUAUGCAGACCUGUGAAUUUCUGCUUCAGGUCUGCAUUUUUCUUCAGUUGAUACGAAGUACCUUUUCCAGUUACUUUGCUGUUGUUGGUGUAACUUCCAUGGAAGAAACCAGUAAGCAUUUGUUGAGAGAUGCUAAGACUGUAAAAGCAGAACAGAGAAAAAUGUAUUAUCAUUAAAGAUUCUAAAAUGUUCAUAUAACUUCCAUGUUUUUGGGCUUCAAUUGAUCUGAAGAGCUAAUGGUGUACAGAAGGAUAAGCAACAUAGAAUUUACUGUGAACUGAGUUGUAAAUAAUCUUUCAGAAAAAAAUAUGCAGUGACAAAACUAAUUAUUUCGUGUUGAAAGGUUGUAGAUCAUCUUCUAUUCCAUCAAACAGUGUUUAAGAUGACUAAGUUUCUUGCUAACAGUUAUGGAACUUUAGAUUAGGAAAUACCAAAUAUGCUGUCCUCUUGCCAUUGUGGGGUCUGCCUGCCCCAGACUCUGUCAUGACACAAAGCCGAGUACUUUGCCAAGGAAAAUCACCCAAGAAUUCAGGGCAUGUAUUCACCAUUCCAGACACUGUCAAGAGCCAAACUAAUGAAAGGACUGAGAGGUGAAGUGUAAUCAUGACUUCCAAAGUGUUUGUCCAGCAGGAAAAAGUCAUUACUUAAAUUCUCUGGCUGUGGUCCCAUUCCUUAUGCUGAAUUGAAAUAAUGCUGUGAUUUAUCUCUGAGUGAUAUAGCUGUACUUUGUUCUUUCUUGGACUUCUCUUUUUCUUUUCUUCUCUUUUUUUUUUUCUUUUUUUUUUUCUUUUUUUUCUUUUUUUCUGCACAUGAUUUAGUGGAGGGUUGUUAAAAUUGGGGCAGUAUGGUGAGGUUGCUGUUGGACUUGCUGAUCUUUAAGGUCUUUUCCAACCUGAGCAACUCUAUGAUUCUGUGAUUGAAUAUGAGGCUCGGUUGUUGUAAAGGUUUACUUAAAUCACAGCUGUCUGUUACCAUUUAUAUAUGUUUGGUAGCACUCACAGAGAAAUGCCAGCAUAUUGUUCAUGUAUUAAUAGUUGUUCUUGAGGCAAACUGUCAUUUUUUAUAUUGCAUUAAUGGAACGUUUUUUUUUUUGUUUAAAUUAAAAAAAAAAAAAAAGACCACCAGGUGGCGUUGGAACACUGGGGCCCUGUGAGUGCUGACUGCGGUCACCUGAUGAGUGUGGUCUCCUGAUUCACGAUGCUGACUUCCAGAGCUGAUUCUCUUGCAGUGUGCAAGUCAAGAAAGCAUGGUUUGGCUAAAAUCUGCUAUUUCAAGAGUUUGAAAGAACAAAAUGGUCCUGUUGCUGCUCUCAUUUUUAAAUUAGGUGCUCUUACGAUGCUACAUAAAUUACAAGUUGAAAGAUAGGUUCACUGUGUUUUAUAAACCUACUCUUAUUUGCAUCUUUAGGAGUUCUCCCGAUUGCACAUGGGGUACAACAAGAGAAACAUCUCUGCAUUUGUUUGCCCUAAGCAUAUUUAAAAACUAGAUGAUGAUGUUGUGUGUGGUGGUUUUGUUUGUGUAUGAAACUCAUGUGUUUUCAUACAAUUUUUAAGCUGAGAGCCAUUGUUUUUUAACUUACAGAAGUACACAAAGAGUGUAACAUCCCAUUUUGUUUUAAAUUCAUGUGUACAACCCUGUGGGAAUAUAUAUUCAAUGCUAACCCAUCUGAAUUAAUGUUUGUCUGCCUCGCUCUUUACCUCUUUUAUUCUUAUUUUAAUCUCCUUUCUUGGCUACCACUUUACCCCUGAAACAGUUGUCCCACAGCUUUCAUCAGGAGUGAAUAUAUGAUGGCUGCUCCAAAAGUAAUGCCUCCUGUUUUAUUCUGUUUUGCCACAACAUCAGAGACAGAUGUUGAUGGUAUGGCAGUAGAAGUUGAGCCUUCCCACCAGUAUCACACCGUGUGUUGUUGCCGUGUGACAGAUGGCAGCAGAGGGUCAGUCUGACAAAAUGGCAUCUGACACGGAAGGGCACAUGGAGCAAAGCUGACUCAGUGCUCGCCUCAGGUGGUCAAUCAGAGGUUCAGGCCGUGAUUCAACUGUUCCCAUACUUUCAGAGCGACCUGCAUAGUCUUCCACAAAGCUGAUAUAGUCAGAUUUUUGUAUGGCAACACGGAACUUUCAGAUCUGUCCAUUGGGCCUCGGCUUUUGUUGAGAAUGACAUUAGGAGCAGAAAUCACUAAUCAGCUCAAGGCUUCUUCAUACAUAGCACCAGGCCGAAACCUUUUGAGAUGGGACCUGUCGCCAGAGCAAAUUAGAACAAGAACAGAAGAACUAAUCAGGAAGACAAAACAUGUGUAUGAUAUCGUUGGGAAGCUUAAUAUUGAAGAAGUGACACAUGAAAAUACUGUACGGGCCUUGGCAGAUAUAGAAGUGGAAUAUGCAGUGGAAAGAAGCAUGUUGGAUUUUCCCCAGCAUGUCUCACCUGACAAAGAGGUACGCUUAGCAAGUACAGAAGCUGACAAAAAGCUUUCCAAUUUUGAUGUGGAGAUGAGCAUGAGAGAAGAUGUGUUUCAGAAGAUUGUUUAUUUGCAGCAAACCUGCAAUCUUGAAAAUAUAAAGCCUGAAACUAAGCGGUACCUAGACAAAUCAGUUCAAGUGGGAAAAAGAAAUGGACUCCAUCUUCCUAAAGAAGUACAACACGAAAUAAUGACAAUGAAGAAAAAAUUAAGUGAGCUGUGUAUAGACUUCAACAAAAACCUGAAUGAGGAAAAUACGUUUCUUGUAUUUUCCAAAGAAGAACUUGAAGGCCUGCCUGAAGACUUUAUUAAGAGUUUAGAGAAGACUGAGGAGGACAAAUAUAAGAUAACGUUAAAAUAUCCUCACUAUUUUCCUGUUAUGAAGAAGUGCUGCAUUUCAGAAACCAGGAGAAAAAUGGAAUCAGCCUUUAACACAAGAUGCAAAGAGGAGAACACCAAAAUUCUUCAGCAGUUGCUUCCACUAAGGGCAAAAGUAGCAGAGCUGCUUGGCUAUAAUACACAUGCCAACUUUGUUCUGGAGGUAAACACUGCAAAGAGCACAGAAAACGUAACAACCUUCUUAGAUGAUUUGAGUAAGAAGCUCAAGCCAUUGGUUGAGAAGGAGAGAGAAUUCAUUCUAGAUUUGAAGAAAAAGGAGUGUCAAGAGAGAAACUGUGAUUAUGAUGGAAGAAUCAAUGCAUGGGAUCUUCAUUAUUAUAUGAACAAAACAGAAGAGCUGAAGUACUCCAUAGAUCAAGAAAAGCUGAAGGAGUACUUCCCGAUUGAGGCUGUUACAGAAGGCUUAUUGAGUAUUUACCAGAAGCUGCUUGGACUUGUAUUUGAGCAAGUAGAAAGUGCUCAUGUUUGGCAUGACAGUGUUACUCUUUAUACAGUAAAGGACAAUUCAACAGGAGAAACAUUAGGGCAGUUCUAUUUGGACCUUUACCCUCGAGAGGGAAAGUAUGGGCAUGCAGCAUGCUUUGGUCUCCAGCCUGGCUGUCUUCUCUCUGAUGGCAGCAGAAUGAUGUCUGUAGCUGCUCUGGUAACCAAUUUCACAAAACCAGGAUCAGAUCGCCCAUCAUUGCUGCGACACGAUGAAGUAAAGACAUAUUUCCAUGAGUUUGGCCACGUAAUGCAUCAGAUAUGUGCACAGACUGAUUUUGCCAGGUUUAGUGGAACUAAUGUGGAAACAGACUUCGUAGAGGUACCUUCACAAAUGUUUGAGAACUGGGUGUGGGAAAAAGAACCACUACAGCAAAUGUCAAGACAUUACAAAGAUGAGAGCCAUGUUGCAGAUGCUCUCCUUGAGAAACUAGCUGCCUCUAGACUGGCUAAUACAGGUCUUUUAACCCUCCGCCAGAUCGUUUUGAGCAAGGUUGACCAGGCACUCCAUACAAAGCCAUCUGUUGACCCAGGAGAUGAAUAUGCCAAAUACUGUAUGGAGAUCCUGGGAAUUCCUGCAACCCCAGGAACAAACAUGCCAGCUACCUUUGGGCAUCUGGCAGGUGGUUAUGAUGGACAGUAUUAUGGAUACCUCUGGAGCGAAGUGUUUUCCAUGGACAUCUUUUAUAGCUGCUUUAAGCAAGAAGGCAUAAUGAAUCCGAAGGCUGGGAUGAAAUACAGAAAUCUUAUUUUGAAACCCGGAGGAUCUUUGGAUGGGAUGGAUAUGCUUCAAAAUUUCUUGGAGCGUAAACCAAGCCAGAGAGCUUUCCUACUGAGUAAAGGACUAUGUGUUCAGUAAAACUAUGGUUCCUUCGUAGUGACACAUGUAUGGAAUGACCUGGAAAUGUCAAUGUGUUUCACAUUUUAACUGUGUAUCAUUUUAGACAAAUUGGGUUACUUUUUCAUGAUUUUUUUAAAAAUAAAAAUGUGGUUUUUAAAUUGCACAGGACUACAAAAUGCAAACAUCAGGGAAAAAAAAAAUCUGAGAUGUGCAGAAGUUGAAAAAUUGGGUAGUAACUUCUUUUUUGAAUUGUUACAGUACUAAUCACUAUGGGGAUAUGAUGCCUUGUUUCUCUUUCAAUAGAUGCACUUAAACUGUCUUGCGAAUGAAUCUUAAAACUGGGGAUAAAAAGGGACAUUACGAGCAAUAAAAGAAACAUUCAUUUA